GCUCUACAUAAAUGGCUGGGGCUGAGGGCGUCGUGAUGGUGCGAUUCUGGCGCUGCGUGGGUGUCGGGGAGGUAGUGUUGCCUUGUGCCGUGAGGCUGACCUCGGAGCGGGACAUCUUUUCCGUCUUCGCGACCUUCUCCUGGCUCCUGCAGCUGCUGUGGUCCUCCAAGAGAGUCAGGUGAUAUUUAACUGCCACCUGUGUUGUGAACACUGUUUUCAUAAUGGAGUUUCUUGAUUUGGGGAAGCAUUGUUCAGAAAAAACUUGCAAGCAACUAGAUUUUCUUCCACUGAAAUGUGAUGCAUGUGAACAAGAUUUCUGUAAAGAUCACUUUACCUAUGCUGGUCAUAAGUGUCCCUUUGCAUUCAAAAAGGAUGUCCAGGUCCCUGUGUGUCCACUUUGUAAUGUCCCCAUUCCCAUAAAAAGGGGAGCAAUAGCAGAUGUGGUGGUUGGUGAGCACAUGGAUAGUCAUUGCACAAAUAAUCCUGGGACAAAGAAUAAGAUCUUCACAUACCAGUGCUCCAAAGAGGGAUGCAGGAAGAAGGAGAUGCUGCGGCUGGCGUGUGUACAGUGUCAUGGUAACUUCUGCAUUCGGCACAGACACCCUCUGGACCAUGACUGCAGGGCUGGGAGCUGCGCUGUCAACAGAGCUGGGUGUCAGACUACAAGAGCCUCUGAGUCUAAGCCAUCAGGAGCUCUAAAUGCCCUGUCUUCCAGUUGGCUGGCCCAGCGACUCGGAUGGAAAGUGAAGUGAUGAGGGAAUGCUGUCCACCAGGCCUGUCAGCUUGUCUGCCCUGUUCCUGCCUUGCAGGUGACAGAUGCUCUCGUGCUUUCUUCUCCUGGAGGACCAUAAAAUUUUUCAGUGAUACAAGCAAAUUUGAGGAGGGUAUUGACACUCCAAGAUGGGUUAUGUUACCAUAAUGAUAAAGUGACUUCAAGAGCAAGAGGAUCCAAGUGAGCCAGAUCAGCAACAGCACUGCCCUGUACUUGGUCCAGCACCCAGUCUCCUGUAGGAUUCUGUCCCUUAAACACCAGACAACUGGCCCUAGCUCUGGGACCUCCCCCAUGUAGCAUCUGUAUUGAGUGAGCCCUUUGAGCCCAAGGAAAGGAGGAAUGUCUCUUGCCUUAUUUUACUCUCUGUCUAGGGGGUUC
Molecule: messenger RNA, 1150 nt
Organism: Octodon degus (degu)
Lineage: Eukaryota; Metazoa; Chordata; Mammalia; Rodentia; Octodontidae
Gene: Zfand2a
Product: zinc finger AN1-type containing 2A
Exons: 7
Coding region: 222-752 (176 amino acids)
Biological process (GO): protein targeting to ER; proteasome-mediated ubiquitin-dependent protein catabolic process
Cellular component (GO): endoplasmic reticulum; cytoplasm
Molecular function (GO): zinc ion binding
Source: RefSeq, a predicted model, not a curated record